GAGAGAUAGGAACGCAGGCUGCGGCCGGGGCAGCCUGACGGGGUCCUGGAGCCCGGAUGCAAGAUGGCGGCUCCCAUGGCAGGGCGGCUUGCGGCGCUGGGCCGUCGGCUGGCCGCUCCCGCGCGGGCCUGGCUGCCCGGGUUGACCCAGGUGAGAUGGAGCCGGUAUGGCCCCAGUUACCUCGAACCAGAAGUGAACAAGGAGGUGAACCGCAAACCCCUGGAGGAGCUGUCCGAGGAGGAGAAAACACAACGGGAGCUCAAGGCCCUCCAGCCCAUAAAAGCUACAGCUUCUAAUGUCACCAGCUCUGUGUUCAGUGACCCUACAAUCAGUAAAUUCACCAACAUGAUGAUGAAGGGAGGAAACAAAGUGCUGGCCAGAUCCAUCGUUACACAGACCCUAGAAGUCAUUAAGAGGAAGCAGAUUGAGAAAUACCAUCAAGCCUCUGAGGAGGAGAGGGACAGCAUUGAAUGCAACCCUUACAUCAUCUUCCAUCAGGCACUGAAAAACUGCCAGCCCGUCAUUGGGCUCUGCAACGUCCAAAAAGGAGGCAAAACCUACCAGGUCCCAAGCCCUCUGAAGGACAAUCGGAAACGCUUCCUCGCCAUGAAGUGGUUAAUUACUGAGUGCAGGGAACAUAAGCAUCAUCGGACAUUCAUGCCUGAAAAACUAUCCCAGGAACUGCUGCAGGCCUUCAACAAUGAGGGCCCUGUGAUCAAGAGAAAGCAUGACAUGCACAAGAUGGCCGAGGCUAACCGGGCAUAUGCCCAUUAUCGCUGGUGGUAGGGGACCCCCUGAGAGCAAGAGAGACCUUGCCUUAUGACAAGAACAUUUCCUCACACCCCUAUACUUGUGGAGCCCAGACCUGUGAAGAAGCAGCCUCUGUCUACUUUCUGCAGAGAUGAUGUAUAGGGGAGGUUGCCUGCCAGCUUCUGUUAACUGCUUCUAGGCUGGGUCCUUAAGCAGAGAAAAAUCAAGAUGAAAAAUGCAUCCACAAAAGCUUCAUUCCCUUAGAUGUUUUUCUGAGCAACACUAUAAAAUAUCCUCUUUCCUCCACCUACCUGCUUUCUGAGGGCAGGGGAGGGGAUGUCUUCAAGUCAGUCUACUAACAUGAUAAACAAGUUUUUGCUCGUUAGCAUCCAAGCUGGAAUGUAUUCUACAUUGUGAAUGUUCUUUGUGUGUGUCAAUGCCAGAGACAGAAAAGCACCUAGUUUGAAUUUUAGAUUGUUGCAAUACUGUCUGUUAGCAGAAUCAUUGUUUGACUGAGCACAUGUGAUCUGGAUGUUAAUGAGAAAAUAAAAAUGGAACCUCUCUAUCAUCCUCAGACUGACUGUCACCACAUCCUAGUGCUGGCUGUCUGCCUUAGGGUUUUGUACUGAUGCCCAUCACUCUACCAGAGCAGCGGUAUUUCUCAGUCCUCUAGUGGGUCAGCUAAAGGAAGGGUUAUUCUCUAGGAGAUGCCUUCCCACCUACACUCGGCUAGACAGAGUUGAAAUCCUUCUCUUGUCCUGUAAAAGAGCUGCUAGCACUUCUGUACCUGUUGUGCUUUGCUGGAAAGCACAGAGCACUUUUGCUCACUGCAAAGAAAAAGACUGAUAGUUUGAGGAGGAUGGGGAAGAAUUCAAUACCACAAACCUUGGCCUCUGUUUUGAUUUAAAAAUCUAAAUUCCGUGCUCACAAGCAACUCUGCCACCCUGUACCAGAGGAAAACUAACCCAUGGCAAUCUUACAGAAGAGAUCUUCGUGUCCUGUUUGUAGCUACCUCCAUAGUAGCCCAACACCCUAGAAAUGUUACAAAGCAAGAGCUCUGUGGAGAGAGAAAACAUGGUGUUCAUUAGUGGAAAACUUUUAUUAGAA
Messenger RNA from Terrapene triunguis (Three-toed box turtle), 1857 nucleotides. RefSeq names its product mitochondrial ribosomal protein S7 (gene MRPS7). The coding region runs from base 64 to 786 and encodes 240 amino acids. Gene Ontology annotation, biological process: ribosomal small subunit assembly; translation. NCBI's taxonomy places the organism in Eukaryota, Metazoa, Chordata, Testudines, Emydidae. The record is from RefSeq and is a predicted model, not a curated record. Gene Ontology annotation, molecular function: rRNA binding; structural constituent of ribosome; mRNA binding. The transcript has 5 exons. Gene Ontology annotation, cellular component: ribosome.